Racocetra fulgida is the source of this 869-nucleotide messenger RNA. The record is from the annotation of a GenBank genome assembly. NCBI's taxonomy places the organism in Eukaryota, Fungi, Glomeromycota, Glomeromycetes, Diversisporales, Gigasporaceae.
UCCUCCACCUGACCCAGAAGUACCAAACAUGUCAAUAAAAUUACCGGAACCGACUUUAUCUAAUUUAGAAGAAAUCGAAACAAUAAUUAAAGUUUCAAGUCGAUCCAUUUAUGAACGAGAAAAGCUAGCGGCAUUUGUUACUCAGGGUUACAUUGCCAAAUUAUUACCUCUACUUUCGACAUGUGAAGACCUCGAAGAUUUAAAAGACUUACAUAGGUUAUGUAAUAUAAUGAAAGGCAUUACUAACCAUCGUCAAUAUCUAGCAGAUAAUUCAAAAUUUAAAGAAAUUGUCAAAAUAAAGGACAAGACGAUCGAAACAAAAAUUCAUGAAACUUUUCGCCUUCAAUAUCUCAAAGAUGUAGUGUUUGCACGUGUAUUCGAUGAUCCAACAAGUUCCAUACUUUCAUCGCUCAUUUUAUUUAAUCAUGUUGAUAUUUGCAAACAUAUUUCACAAGAUGAUGAAUUUUUGGAUGAACUUUUUAAUAUCCUUAAUGAGGAAGAUGGUUCACCAAAACGUAAACAUGACGUUAUUAUGUUUGUUCAACAACUUUGCUUCAUCGCAAAAAGCAUUCAUGUACCACAUAAAAAAGAAUUAUACAGGCAUGGAUUAUUUAAAGUUUUUGAUCAUUCAUUGGUGGAUGAUGAUCCAAGUGUCAAGACUGCUGGUGGCGAAAUAUUAGCAUCUCUCUUGGAUACAGAUGCAAGUAUUAUUAGAUCUCAUAUUGUGAAACAGGCUGAGGACAAAAAGAAAACUUUGGCUGAAACGAUUAUUGAAAGAUUUAUUCAAGAUCAAGACUUGGGCGUAAAAGCUCAAUAUGCUGAAGCUCUUCGACUUUUACUAGAUAUGAAUGCUGGACUAUCAGAGAUGG